UAUUCUCAAAUAUGGAAAUGUGAAGGGUUUGCCAUAAAAAGGAUGUUAAUUAAUUCUUAAGAAACUUAUACGAUAGCAAAAUAGGAAAUAAAUAUAAUGGUAUUGAUAUAAGAAUGAAUAAAAAGAAAAGAUUACCUGAACAUCCAAAUAUUAUAAAAUUGAUUGAUUAUGGGGAAGUGAAGAUUCAAAAUAAAUUAUUUUUUUGUAUAGUAAUGGAACUAUGUGAAAUGAAUUUAUAAGCAAUGCUUAGUUAAGAGAUGUUAACUGAGAGAAGAAUAAUAGAAAUAUUUAAAUAAAUAUUAGAUGGAUUAGAAGUAUUACAUGCAGAAUAGAUUAGUCAUAGAGAUUUAAAAUUAGAAAAUAUUAUGAUCAAACGAGGUACUUGUAAGAUUUGCGAUUUUGGAUCAGCAUCAAAUAAUAUUAUUGAUCUUAAUUUAUUGAGUUAAAUUGAAUUGAAUUAAAUAGAAGAACAAUUUUGUAAAAUAACUACAAUUACUUACAGACCUCCUGAAAUGAUUGAUGUUUAUAAAUAGUAGAUUAUAGAUGCUAAAGUUGAUAUUUGGUAAUUAGGAUGCAUCUUAUAUAAUUUAUGUUUUAGAAAGUCUCCAUUUUAAGAUAUUAAUAAACUUUCUAUUGCAUAAGCUGAAUUUGAAAUACCAUAAUCAUAAUUAUCUAAAAAGACUUUGUUAUUAAUUUAGAAAAUGUUAUAAUAAGAUCCUAAAAAGAGACCUAAUCUAAAAGAAUUAAAAUUAUUCCUUUAUAGUAGAUAAAUAGAUGAUUACGAUAGUUUUUAAUGA
Molecule: messenger RNA, 797 nt
Organism: Paramecium primaurelia
Lineage: Eukaryota; Ciliophora; Oligohymenophorea; Peniculida; Parameciidae
Source: the annotation of a GenBank genome assembly